AUGGCCAGGGACCGUCGAGACGAUCAAGCCAGUGAGAUUUGCAUAACCGGGGUCGUGAUCAUACCCGGCAAGUGUGAUGCCGCUUGGGAGAAUCGCAACCUUUGCCGGCGGGAAGACCCUUCUUCCGGUUGGGCUGCCACUGCCACCGACGGGGAUGACAAGUCGACGUCGGGGUCGACAGAGACCGCCGCGUUGCGUCUUGUGUUUUUGCUGCCAUUGGCUGCUCCUGCCUUGGCCCCGACGAUGCUCACUCGGAUUGCAUCGUCCGAGAUACUCAGUCGGCCUGUUGUCCUUACAGAUGGAAGCUCUCGCAGUAAGCCGAGUGUUGUCGACCGGGAAACGCUGGAUGUCAUUGUCGUUGAGCAGACGUUCCCCUCAUCUUCAUGGCUGCGGGCAGGGCCAGUUUCCAGUAGCACCGACGCCGUGGCAGAGGCUCCAACUGCAUUGCUCAAGCCCAUGCUCCCAAUUUCACAUGGCUUCACGCCAAAUGAACAGAGCGUGCUCUCACUCGUCCACCGCACCACACAGCUCCCGCGUGCAUUGACUUUAAGGGUCUAA
This is a messenger RNA of Microdochium trichocladiopsis, 558 nucleotides long. RefSeq lists its product as uncharacterized. The coding region runs from base 1 to 558 and encodes 185 amino acids. The transcript has a single exon. NCBI's taxonomy places the organism in Eukaryota, Fungi, Ascomycota, Sordariomycetes, Xylariales, Microdochiaceae. The record is from RefSeq and is a predicted model, not a curated record.